AUGUCCACUGAUGCUACGCUCACUGCUCGCCAAUUAUGGGGCCAGUCGAGUACCACCCACAAGCACCGGACGGCGACCGAUGCCUGGUGUACGCCUUUGAUUCUACCUAGUGGAGGCAUCUUUAUUUUCAAUGACGAUACCACGACAACUCUUUCCGCCAAAGUCACCUUCAAACUCCCAUGCGAAAACCCCGAGCCCAUCAUCAGCCCCGACACCACCGGCAACUCGUCCGUUAUUGGCUUCUCCAACCCCUUUUAUGCCUCGAUAUCACCCCAGAUCUUCGCUCUUGCUACAGCGACCGUCAUCAGCUACAUCCUCGUCAUCCUCAUUUUCAUUACUCCAAGGACGUUCUAUGUGGGCAGCGCAGGCGGAGGAGGGGGGGCCCGCUUCCUGGGUCGACGUGGAAUGAUAACAGGAUCAUACGGGUCGUCUUCGAUCGUCGGCGUGGGGCGGAGACCUUUGCUCCAAAAGAUUGCAACUGUCACCGUGGCAAUCUCUCUUACGAUCGCCACGGCGGACACUUUCCACGUCGCGGAGGGGCAAUACAACGAGGGAUACAUUGACUCCAGCCAGUUGGUCGACAAUGUGGUGGGCAGUUUGGAAAUUCGCAUCAUCCGAGUCAUCUCAGACACAUUCUUGUGGCUGGCCCAGGUGCAAACGUUAAUACGAUUAUUUCCGCGGCACAAAGAGAAGGUCACCAUCAAAUGGCUCGGAUUCGCCAUGGUAUCUUUCGACACGAUAUUCAGUAUCUUGGAUUCCUUUGUUAGCGGCAACGCACGGACAAGGCCGAGGAGCUUUUCAGACGCAAUCCCCGCCCUGAAUUAUUUGUUCGAACUGGCGAUUUCACUCAUUUAUGCUUCUUGCGUGGUGUAUUAUUGUCUGUCAAAAAGGCGCUUUGCGUUUUGGCACCCAAAGAUGAAGAACAUCUGCCUGGUGGCGCUCUUGUCACUGAUUUCGGUUGUCAUUCCUGUGGUCUUUUUCAUUCUGGAUAUAUCCCAGCCAGAUUUGGCAGGAUGGGGUGAAUAUAUCCGGUGGGUUGGCGCUGCAGCCGCAAGUGUUGUUGUUUGGGAAUGGGUCGAGCGAAUCGAAUCAUUGGAGCGAGACGAGAGAAAAGAUGGCAUUCUUGGACGGGAGAUCUUUGAUGGCGACGAGAUGCUGAACAUGACACCCUCGGAGGACGCUAGUUGGCGCGGGGAUGAAUCGAGGCCUGAUCAAGAAGGCGGUGGGCGGAGGGGCAUGGCAGAGGGCGUGGCAUCCCAUUAUCAACGCCUUCGCGUCCGACUGCCGCUCCGAAAGCGGCGGAAGAGGCCUCCUGCGGACGGCAUUGCUACUGGUGCAGAAGCGACUGAUACAGUCGGUCAAACCAUACCAGCUUCACAAUAUGUGAUACCCCAACAGGUUAUGACCCCUCCCAGCAGAAGCGAUACGGGAAGCGCCGCCAGCACGGUUUAUGCCGUACGUUAUCACAAUUUGACAAGUCCUUCGCCCAAUCCCCAACCUGAAUUGCAGGCCCAACCUGAAGAACCUGCUGCGCCUGCUAUUCCGAAAGCAUCUGGUGACUCUGGGUCUUCUCCCUCGGACGCAGAAAAGGAGCUCGCUUUAGAAUCAGUUCUUCCACCGGAGCCAGGGGCCCAAAGACGGACCAUUUGGCAAACAAUGCCGAAUCCCUUCAAACGACGACGAUCUGAACCUCCAGCAGAAGUGGCCUACGCACAGAAUGCGAAUGGCGUGCGACGCUCGCCAAUCGAUCGCACCCUCAAUCUCAGAGAUCGAUUUGGGGCGUUCGCUUCUGCGCAAAAAGAGAGGCUUGCAAGUCGAGGAAAUGUGCCCCCGGCUGCCUUGCCAGUCACAGUCAUUCCGGCGCCGAAAAGUAAUGGUCGCACAUGGUCCCCUGACGACGUUCGUGACCGGUCGACAGACGACGAUUCUGUCCGCAUUGAAACAACAGAUGCUUCGACACAGAGACCAGCAACCAUAGCAGGACGGCCGAGCGUUGCUGACUCAAGCCCAGCGGUUGUCAUCCCACCGCCCAUGAACGGCCGAGCCGGGCUUCCAGAUGAAGCGCACGUCCGCUCUCACUUCACCCCAAGCCCUCAGCGUUCUGACAGCGCGGCAUCUCGAAACCCUUCAGCAAGUCCCACCGAAUUGCAGCGACCUCCGCAAACCUACAUUACUCGGGGCUCACUCUCCAUCUCGGAGCCAGAGUCACGAGCGAGCCGGCCGGCGGACCUUUUUAAUACUGCUUUGCCGCGGUCCUCCACAUAUGCCCGGCCUCCGGCCAUUGCUCCAAUUGCGGAAGACACAACAAACGAGAUGAGCGGUGAACUCUCGCGUCCGGGUGCACACCAGCAAGAAAUCUCCGUGCCCCUAGAACAAUCUCAGAGGGUGAGCAGUGUGGGUGAUCCCGGACGCACUGGUUUCGAAUCGUCUGGUAGUGACGCAAAUGUCGGGAACUCCUCGGCGGCCACUUCAACUGCAGAUCGGGCGCCUCAUGAGGAGCGCCGUACCUCAGGGAGCCAGAUGAAUCAGGAUGCUGAUGGGAGAUAUACCGGUGGCACGGCAUCCCAAUCUAAUUAG
Fonsecaea erecta is the source of this 2577-nucleotide messenger RNA. RefSeq lists its product as hypothetical. Gene Ontology annotation, biological process: cellular response to pH. The record is from RefSeq and is a predicted model, not a curated record. Gene Ontology annotation, cellular component: plasma membrane. Lineage: Eukaryota; Fungi; Ascomycota; Eurotiomycetes; Chaetothyriales; Herpotrichiellaceae. The coding region runs from base 1 to 2577 and encodes 858 amino acids. The transcript is spliced from 2 exons.